Messenger RNA from Triplophysa dalaica, 3077 nucleotides. RefSeq names its product 5-hydroxytryptamine (serotonin) receptor 1D, G protein-coupled (gene htr1d). The transcript has 3 exons. Gene Ontology annotation, cellular component: plasma membrane; dendrite. Gene Ontology annotation, molecular function: neurotransmitter receptor activity; G protein-coupled serotonin receptor activity. NCBI's taxonomy places the organism in Eukaryota, Metazoa, Chordata, Actinopteri, Cypriniformes, Nemacheilidae. The coding region runs from base 1398 to 2528 and encodes 376 amino acids. The record is from RefSeq and is a predicted model, not a curated record. Gene Ontology annotation, biological process: chemical synaptic transmission; smooth muscle contraction; regulation of behavior.
AAAAAACGUAUACCUCGAAGAACAGGAACGUUGCGGCAGGACUUUGCGCUUCUGACAGAUAGAAAGAGCGAGAGAGAGAGAGAGAGAGAGAGAGAGAGAGAGAGACAGAGAGAGAAUGAAAGAGUGAGGGAACACAGCAGCACGGGACAGUCUACUCGUGGGUACUUUAGUAUGGCUGUAUACAAAAAUACAUGGUUUUCAUUUGGAUAUAUAUUUUAAACAUUAUCUUUAUUUGUAAUGACUUCUUGUUUGGAGUCGCGUGCAACUAUACAUUUUCCUCAAGCGUAAAAUCAGCUGGAUAAUGCGCGUGAGCGAGUCGGCGCAACACACAGCAUUAACGUGCCCGUUUAGGUUUAAAAGUAACGGUGUUUUGGAUACUCGCCCUUAAACGGAUUGUUGACUUUUAUAUACAUUCUCGAGCUUGUUGACAUUUCUGCGGGGACAGAAGGAAAGAUUGCGACUUCAGUUUGACUUAAUGUCACUCCCUUUCACUAUGCUUGGGCACCCUGUCUGAUCUUCUCUCAAACACACGCCACACACAUUCUGAGCACACAACUGCAGCGUGGAGAUGGACAUAUAGUUGGUGAGAAUGUGUUGGCUCUUUGGAUGCCCAGCAUGAAUCAUCAGUAGAUAGCUGUGACUUCUCAGAGUAAAUCCUCUGUCCAGAAUGCCUCCGAAUGACCAACCGCUGCACUAUCAGUGAAAUGAAUGAGUGCAGAGAUGGAUCCUGAAACGUUAAAUCUGAAGAAAAGAUGUAUGCCUGAUCGGUCCUGAUAUUCUGGGAGAAUAUCCAGAGGAGAUAAAUAUCAUUAUUUUGCUGAAAGGAUGCACUUUCUUUUACACGUUUUACAUUUGGAUCACUUGGAUUGAGAACAUCAAGCUGAUCUACAUUACCACACACAGUUUGUAUUACCAAACUUGACACUUUUCAUCUGGACUAUCCUGUGGGCAAUAUUUGAAACUUUUAUCGUUACCUUUUUGUCUUUGGGGAAACUGUCAAAGCGACUUUCUUUUCAACCAACUGCAAUUAUCAGCGGAACUACAGGGAAUUAAGAAAUAUUCUGGUCAAUUAGUCUUAAACACAGGGGAAUAAAUUAAAAAGUCUUCUAACUAUUCAGAUGAGCUGCAAUUGAGGGUUCUCAUGCCCUUGUGGUAAAAUAAGGAACAUUAAAUGAAAUAAUGAGGGCGUAAGAGCAUUAAAGCACAUUUUCGAGGGAGAUUACAUUUACUUCGCUAAAACUCACAGAUAAGAUUAAACACAGAGACUAAUAAAGAGUUUCAAUGCAAUAAAAAUAAAAUUUAAACAACUACAGUAUCUUUAAACAUGAAUCAUUAUUCACAAAUAUCAGUCUUGGUUUUCAUAAUGAAAUCUGAAAGCUGAUAUAAAGCCAUGCAUUAUGGAUCAGGUCAACAGCACAGAUGAGCCCCUCAGCAAUGUCACGGUCAGUCCCACGACCUUUGAACAAUGGGAUGACUCCACACUCCUCGGCCUUCAAAUCUCCAUCUCUGCAAUGUUAGCGAUCGUGACUUUAGCCUCCGCUCUGUCCAACGCCUUCGUGAUCGCCACCAUUUUUCUCACACGCAAGCUUCACACCCCGGCCAACUUUCUCAUUGGCUCUCUUGCUGUGACGGACUUGCUAGUGUCCAUUUUGGUCAUGCCCUUCAGCAUCGUGUAUACGGUCAGUAAGACUUGGACGUUGGGCCAGAUAGUGUGUGAUAUUUGGCUAUCAUCUGACAUAACUUUUUGCACGGCCUCCAUCCUUCACCUGUGUGUGAUCGCGUUGGACCGAUACUGGGCAAUAACCGACGCCUUGGAGUAUUCGAAGCGUCGUACCGUACGACGAGCGGCACUGAUGGUCGUGGUAGUGUGGGUGAUCUCUGUUUCUAUCUCAAUGCCGCCUCUAUUCUGGAGGCAAGCCAAGGCCCAGGAACUUACAGAAUGCAUGGUCAACACCGACCAGAUCUCCUACACGCUGUACUCCACAUUUGGCGCCUUUUACGUUCCCACGGUUCUUUUGGUCAUCCUUUACGGGCGCAUAUACGUGGCUGCUCGUUCCAGGAUCUUCAAAACGCCAGCGACGAGCGGGAAACGUUUCACGGCUGCUCAGCUUAUCCAAAACUCGACGGGCUCCUCGCUUUGUUCCCUGAACUCCACUUCUAAUCAGGAGGGACAGGUUCAUCCGGGAGGUGGUGGCGGUGGAGGUUCCCCUCACUUCACGAACAGUGUGAAAGUUAAGUUGGCCGAUAGCGUCCUGGAAAGAAAGCGUUUGUGCGCUGCUCGGGAAAAGAAGGCAACCAAAACCCUUGGGAUUAUCUUGGGUGCGUUUAUUGUGUGCUGGCUUCCGUUCUUCGUGUUUACGCUGGUGAUGGGGAUCUGUAAAGACUGCUGGUACCACCCUGUGCUCUUUGAUGUCUUCACCUGGCUGGGGUACCUGAACUCGCUCAUCAACCCUGUCAUUUACACAGCCUUCAACGACGACUUCAAACAAGCCUUCCACAAACUCACAAAGUUUAAAAGAUGUUACUGAGAGCGAGAGAAUAUGGAGAAUAUGGAGAAUAUGGAAAUCCACUUCCCGUGUUUUGACAUCUACGUGACUUAAUUAGCCGAAUUCUCCUGAAAAUAUACGAAACCUGUGAACCUUUGCCAUUCAUCUGCUGUGGAGGACGUUACCCGUAUCCAUAGUCUGUAUUUAUUUUCGGGAAACUCCUAAACACGCUCAUAGUGUCUGGUCGAUGUACAUCACUGUUUGAUGGAAUCUAAUGAGACAGCUUGUAAAAUAUCGUGCCAUAUUGUUGAUGCUUCCUUGUAGUUUAUGAAUGCAUGCUAUGAGUCUGAAUCCUUUGCUAGAGAGCGACAUUCUACUCUCUCUGUGAUCAAAAGCUGUCUAUAAACUGCCUUAUGUAACAAAGGAUGAGAAUGAAAGAUAGAGUUUAUUUAAAAAAAAUAAAAAGUUGCAGUUUCCAUAGAAACAAGAAACAGUGCAUGGUCCUCAGAGGACCACGCUGAACUAAACGUUUAUGGACAUUAGCUUAGACUCCCUAAAUAAAACUGUUAAUUAAAGAACAUUAAAAAACAA